This is a messenger RNA of Dermacentor silvarum, 1938 nucleotides long. RefSeq lists its product as uncharacterized. The record is from RefSeq and is a predicted model, not a curated record. Gene Ontology annotation, molecular function: flavin adenine dinucleotide binding; oxidoreductase activity, acting on CH-OH group of donors. The transcript is spliced from 10 exons. NCBI's taxonomy places the organism in Eukaryota, Metazoa, Arthropoda, Arachnida, Ixodida, Ixodidae. Bases 1 to 1800 code for a protein of 599 amino acids.
AUGAGCAGCACCAUGAAUGCUACAACGUGCUCUCUUUUAUCAGCUGGCGUCGUCACACCCCUGAGCGAGCUGAGUCUGAUGCUGGCCUUGGUCAACCUGGUAACGCACGUGCCCUUCGACAGCCUCCCCGUGCUCCGAGACUAUGAGCUCAGCCAUCUCCGGAAGCAAUACGACUACGUCAUUGUGGGCGGUGGAUCUGCGGGCUGCGUGAUCGCGAACCGGCUCUCAGCAGACCCAAGCGUCACGGUGCUUCUACUUGAGGCCGGAGGACUGGAGACCGCAACGCGGCAAAUCCCGCUGGUAGCACCCUUCAACAUCAGAGGCCACGACGACUGGGAUUACUGGAGCACACCGCAGAAGAACGGUGUCUUCUCUUACCGAGACCAGCGGCUCUCUCUCUCACGCGGCAAGGUGCUCGGCGGCAGCAGCGUUCUGAACUACAUGUACUACACCCGGGGCCAUCCGCGCGACUUCGAUCGAUGGGCGAACAAGUACGGAGCGAAAGGCUGGGCCUACGAGGACGUCCUGCCGCACUUCAAGGCCAUCGAGGACUUCCGCGCGCAAACGCCAGACGGCUGCUCUCGCCUGCAGACGAACGUGGCAAACGGAGAGCGCUAUAGCUCGAGCAAGGCCUUCAUACAGCCAGUCGUCAGGAGAAGGAAGAAUUUGCACGUCGCACUGUUCAGCCAUGCCACGAAGGUUAACUUCGAAGGAGGUCGCGCCGUGGGCGUAGCGUUCACAAGGUUCGGCCAACCACAGAACGUGUCUGCAGGGAAAGAGGUGAUUCUCUCUGCAGGAACCGUAGGAUCCGCUCAACUGUUGCUGCUCUCCGGUGUGGGACCUCGAGAGGAUUUGGAGCGCCUACAGAUACCAGUGGUCGCAGACCUUCCAGUUGGGCGAAACCUGCAGGACCAUGUAGCUGUAAUUAUGGGCCUGCCAGUCAGCACCGAUGUGGCUGCAGCAAUACCGCCAUUUGGCCUGGAAGACAUAGCGCAGUACUCUAACAACAGAACCGGCAUCAUAUCAAUACCGUCGAGUUCCGAGUUCGUCCAGUUCCUGCACAGCGACUAUGUGUCGGAUGACGAGAGCCCUGACGUCGAAGUGGCAGUAAUUUCUGCGUCGUCAGCUAGUCAAGCAUUGAAGUCAUUGUUCGAACGCAUAGGCCUGCUACCAGAGGCAUUUGACAGCUUUAUUGGGCCAACAAACGGCCAGCCUGGAUUUCGGUUGGCGCCUGUUAUAAACCGACCAAAGUCCCGAGGCUCAAUUUCUUUGAGAUCCACAGAUCCCAACGACCAUCCAGCUAUUGACCCACGCAUCUUAGAGCACCCGGACGAUAUCAAAGCUGUCGCUCAAGGCAUGUAUACUGUGUCAACAUAUGAAACUAGUCCCUACGCGUCCUUCAUGCACUCGACGCUCUACAACAGAAAUAAAAGCACAAAGAAGUUCAUCGACAAGAUGCUGAGCACGGAUGCUAUGAAGAGUAUCGGUGCCAGGAUGUGGAAUGUUACUUUCCCUCCGUGUGCUGGGGCAGGACCCCUCUGGAGUCAGGGCUACAUUGAAUGCGUGUUCCGGCACUUCGGCCAAACGGUGUGGCAUCUGUGCUGCACUGUGGCCAUGGGUACUCACCCUGAGGCGGUCCUGGACGAACGCCUACGGGUCCGUGGCAACGUGACUGGUCUGCGCGUUGCCGAUGCCUCCGUGAUGCCCGACAUUGUGAGUGGUCACACAAACGCGCCGAGCAUGAUGAUCGGAAGCAAGGCGGCAGCCAUGAUUAUAGAGGACAACGCACUUUCCCGCUGAGGAGAAAUAUCCGGCACCAGCGGCAACGGGGAAAAUCGCUGCUAAGCUAAGUUUGAGCUCGGACACUGAGCCACUGUCGACAUCACUGUCACCCAGCCGAGGCACAUGAUGCGUACAACAGCGUCUUGUGAGAAUAAA